CAUCAUUUUUCAAGUUUUAUCACAGAACCUAAAACGUAGUUUCAGAUCUCUCUCUCUCUCUCUCUCUCAGUGGCGAUGAUGGAGGAGCAGACGGAGAUCGAGACGGCGGCAGAGUCAAUAGACGGCUCCGUUAUCUUCCACGUCAUCAACGACGUCGUUGGCUUCGUCCUUUAUAUGCACCAACAAAUCCCCUCCAUAUUGCAGGAUAUCAGUCUUGAAUUUGAUACACUGCAUACUGAGUUUACAGAAUUGGAGACGGAUCUUACACAAUCUGAUAUAAAGGCGCGGAGAAAGCUAAUUGGCAGAAUGAGGGAGGUCAAGCAUGGAAUAAAAAGACUGGAGAAACUGAUGAACAUGGUUUCAAAUCUUCAAAAUGCGCUUAAAUUGAUGAUGAGUGAGAUUCCUAACGUACAGGGUGUCAUUUUGGUUCUUGGGGCUACUCCUAUUCGACCUCAGCAUGUUUAUGAGUUGUGCUUUUCACAUGGAAAGGUUGUUGGUAGUGGUGAGACUGAUUUCACCAAAAGCAAAGUGGCACAAGGACUUUCAAGAAAGGCUAUUCGGACGCUGAUCUCAAAGGGUGCUGGAUCUGGUUCCUAUCCAGGCCCCAAUAAGUUGUUUCUAUUGGUUAAGGCUCCCUGUUCUUUCAACCUGCCUCUGCAUUUUCUUCCCAAACGUGAUUUUAAAUACAGCAAAAAGAAUUUUCGUUACAGAUUGUGCCUUUCAGACUACGGUUCAAGUGCAGAACCCAAGAUCAGGAAAUGGAUGCUUUGGAUCAUGCUUCUCAAACUGGGAGCUCCACCAGUUUGUCAGAUUCUACUUCCGAUGAUUUAAUCUGGUUUCAAUGUCGGCAUGUGAUCAAGGGCCUGGUAUCCAACACAUCAACAGAAGAAUGAAGAAAUUAGCCAUAUGUCCAUUGUAUAUAAGAGUUUUUCCCUCAUUUAUUUGAUUGUCAUUAAGACAUUAACAGGCAUUUUGUUACAAUUUAAAACCAAAACUGCAAGUACACUUCAGUUA
Messenger RNA from Quercus robur (English oak), 1014 nucleotides. RefSeq lists its product as uncharacterized. The transcript has 7 exons. Gene Ontology annotation, cellular component: nucleus. Lineage: Eukaryota; Viridiplantae; Streptophyta; Magnoliopsida; Fagales; Fagaceae. Gene Ontology annotation, biological process: regulation of exit from mitosis. The record is from RefSeq and is a predicted model, not a curated record. The coding region runs from base 76 to 831 and encodes 251 amino acids.